Ustilaginoidea virens is the source of this 1230-nucleotide messenger RNA. RefSeq lists its product as uncharacterized. Lineage: Eukaryota; Fungi; Ascomycota; Sordariomycetes; Hypocreales; Clavicipitaceae. Gene Ontology annotation, cellular component: SNARE complex; endoplasmic reticulum. Gene Ontology annotation, biological process: retrograde vesicle-mediated transport, Golgi to endoplasmic reticulum. The record is from RefSeq and is a predicted model, not a curated record. The transcript has 2 exons. Gene Ontology annotation, molecular function: SNAP receptor activity. Bases 1 to 1230 code for a protein of 409 amino acids.
AUGUCGCCGGACAGCUUGCAAGCGCGGCUCGCGGCUCUCCAGGAAACCACGACGCAGCUCCGGCAGCUCAUCGACCGGUUAGCCACGCUCGACUUUCAAACGCCCCGGUGGGUGGACGAGGAACCCUCGACCGGCGACGAGCUGGCCGCCGAGAUUGGCCAGAUGCUGAGGACCGGUGUCGACGAGCAGGAGCUCCUCAGCGAGGAAAUCAAGUUUGUGCGGCCAGAAGGCGCGGAAAAGGCGGCGUUGAGGGACGGUAUCGAGAGACUGGGAGCCGAGCUCUCGAGGUGCCGAGCGCGGUUCCGAAAAGCGCGGCUGGUCGCCCGCGAGAACCUGACGCAAGCGCGCCGGGCCGAGUGGCUAUCGCUGGUGCGCUCGUACGCGCCCCCCGGCGGCCCGGAGGAACCGACCACGCCUCCCGCCCACGAGAGCCCUCGAGCCGCCGCCGCCGCCGCCGCCGCCGCCGCGCGGCACCCGCGCCGACCCCAGAAUCUCGGCCCGCCGUCGCAGCAGCAGCCGUCGGCGCUGUCGGAGCGCGACCAGCAGGCCGUCGGGGCGAGCAGCAACGUGACCGGCGCCCUGAGGCGGACGCACGACCUCAUCGCGGCGGAGCUGCACCGCAGCGAGUACGCGCACCAGACCCUGGCGGAGUCCUCGGCCGCGCUGAGGCAGCUCGGCGAGUCGUACACGUCGCUGGACUCCAUGCUCGCCAGCUCGCGCGACCUGCUGGGCACGCUGCUGCGCUCGCAGAAGAGCGACACGUGGUACCUGCAGACGGCGCUGUACGUGCUCGUGGUCACGGGGGCCUGGCUGCUUUUCCGGCGGCUCCUGUACGGGCCGCUGUGGUGGUUUGCCUGGCUGCCGCUGCGGCUGCUGCUCGGCGUGGGGUACAAGGCCGGCGGCGCGGUGGUGCGGCAAUCCGUCCCCGGCACGUCGGGAAAGUCCGCCGUGGGCAGGGGCAGCGAAGCGGCGGCGGCGGCGGCGGCGGUGGUGGAAGGCCUGCCGGGCGAGGAGCUGCCGACGGUUCUGGUGGGGAAGCAGCAGGGGCGCUUGGCAGAUGACGCGGAUCCCGCGGUAGGGAAAGCAGCCGAGAUUGGGGGGGAUGCGGGCGAGGACGCGGCAGAAGCGGCAGAUGAAAAUGCUCGGCAGGAUGAGCCAAGAAACCCAAAGAAGAGAAUGUGGGAGGAACCCGAGGUUGGUGGAGCGUCACAGCAGCGGGACGAGCUAUAG